Seminavis robusta is the source of this 1016-nucleotide messenger RNA. Lineage: Eukaryota; Bacillariophyta; Bacillariophyceae; Naviculales; Naviculaceae. The record is from the annotation of a GenBank genome assembly.
GUCGGCGCUCGUGUAAAAUCUUCAAGAUUUGAUUCACGGUCACGUUGGUGAUUGAAUGAGUCUGGAUUGGUCUGAAUUCGGAGCGCAAUGGCCCUCCAAAGACACUCCGCCAUUUUCCCAAGGUCUUCUCCGAAAGUAACAAGCAGACGAACAGUUCAUCAGCAUACUGGUAGCUUCUCUUCUAUUAGCAGUAUCCCUAUUUAACCAUGAUAAACGACAAUACAAAGAUAGGCACGGGGUUGAUGGUCCUGGGAGUGGUGUUUUUAUUUCUGGGAAUCAUGUUCCUUUUCGACUCUGCCAUGUUGGCAUUGGGGGACAUUCUCUUUCUUACUGGCCUCACCUUGACCAUUGGUGUCUCAAGGACAGUCCGAUUCUUCUCACGGCCAGACCGGGCCAGAGGUAUCAUCUCAUUUUUCUUGGGCAUCAUCCUCGUCAUGAUUCGAUGGCCUAUUGUCGGCAUGAUUUUGCAACUGUACGGUUUGAUCUAUCUAUUUGGACAGUUCUUCCCCAUCGCGGCGCAGUCUAUGCGAGACACCCCCGUGAUUGGAGAUUUACUCAAAAUGCCGGCUGUCGAAAGAUUCUUUGAGGGACUGAGUCGAAGCAGCAACAGUGGACGAAGGGCGCCUGUAUAAAGUUUCUCUGUGGAUGUUUGAACGGGACAGUAAAAAUGGAGUAAAAGUGGAAAUAUCACUUCAACUUAUCGCUGUACCGACCCAUUCUGAUCUUACGCAACAAUAAACUCUCGACCCUCAACCUUUCUCGGACUAAAAUCAUGCAUGAACUACGUGGUUGUGCGUGUUCCAAGCAAAGUUCCAGGGAGGAGGGCGUCUAUUAUCUUUUCAUUUCCAAUGCCUGGUCCCGCUGCUUCUGGCUAGAUCUAGUUCCCUAUUGGUACCGGUACGGAACGCGACUACAUAACUUGAAUUGGUAAACUAGUUCUUGUCUCCUUCAAAUAGAUCGUAUCAAGAUCGCCACCAAAACUACAGUAACUAAGUCAUCCAGCAUGAACUGUUGUC